GGUGUUAACCGGAAGUAGAAGAGGAGGCAAAAUAAGCCAUCAUGGCCGAAAAGAGGAUUGUUUGGGGUGGACCAUUGCUCUUUUUAUUAGUUUCUGUGGCUUUUCUUCAUCUAUUUAUUUGUCCGUUUACAAAAGUGGAAGAAAGCUUUAAUUUGCAAGCGACACAUGAUAUUUUAUAUCACAGAUUCGACUUUGAUAAGUAUGACCAUCAUGAAUUCCCCGGUGUGGUACCCCGUACAUUCCUCGGCCCUCUCUUCCUCUCCGUCAUCAGCAGCCCUUUUGUUUUCGUGUCUUCUCUGCUGGAUGCUCCAAAGUUCUACUCACAGCUCAUAGUCAGAGCUUCUUUGGGGCUGUGUGUCAUCGCUGCUUUGUGGCACAUGCAGAAGGAGGCGAGGAAACAGUUUGGCUCCACGGUUUCUAGCCUUUUUUGCCUGAUCUGUGCUUCUCAGUUCCACCUGAUGUUCUACAGCACCAGGACUCUCCCUAAUGUUUUUGCACUCCCAUUAGUUCUCUUGGCGUUCACAGCGUGGAUGGUGCAGAAACACAACCAGUUCAUCUGGCUCUCUGCCUUCGUCAUUGUGGUGUUUCGGUCGGAGCUCUGCAUCUUCCUGGGCCUCAUGUUACUCAUGUCCCUGCUGAGAAGGAGACUGGGGCUUCUGCAGCUGCUUUGUUACGCUGCUCCUGCUGGAAUCCUGUCUCUAGCUCUGACGGUUGCUGUCGACACUUUCUUCUGGAAGAAGAUGCUGUGGCCUGAGGGGCAGGUGUUGUGGUACAACACCAUCCUUAACAAAAGCUCAAACUGGGGAACCUCCCCUUUUCUGUGGUACUUUUACUCCGCUGUGCCGCGUGGCCUCGGCUGCUCGCUGCUCUUCGUGCCCCUCGGCCUCCUUGACGCGCGGAUGAGGCCGCUGCUGCUCCCCGCCGUGGGCUUCAUCCUCAUCUACUCGCUGCUGCCUCACAAGGAGCUGCGCUUCAUCAUCUACACCUUCCCCGUGUUCAGUUUGGUGGCGGCACGCGGCUGCUCUUUUAUUGUGAAUAACUAUCGGAAGUCUUGGAUGUACAAACUGGGUUCAGCAGUUGUGGUCGCUCAGCUGCUGGUCAACGCUCUCUACUCCGGCGUUUGUCUCUACAUUUCUCACCACAAUUACCCAGGAGGACAAGGGAUGCUGGAGCUGCACAGAAUACUGCCCCCUACAGCCGAUAUUUCUCUUCAUAUUGACACCUACACAGCUGAAACUGGAGUAUCACGCUUCUUACAGCAAAACACAAACUGGAGAUAUGAUAAAAGAGAAGACUUGAGCCCCACAAGCCCUGAAAUCCAAACAUUCUCCCAUCUCCUGAUGGAGGCCGACGACAACAGAAUCCAGCUGCUCCAGAACACUCAUCAGCCGAUAGCCUUCAUCCAAGGUUACCACAACCUUGCCGUCAACCUAGCUCGCUUCCCUCCUGCCAGCGUUCGACUAGAGAAGAAGACCGUUCUGAUGGAGAGAAAGACUAACCCCCACCGUUGACUAAAUAGUCAUUUUUUUCUACAGGUGAUGCAUCCGAUCGAAUUUUCUAUUAAAAAAAACAUCAACUUUGUAAAUAAAAUUUCAUCCAAACCCCAUAUAAAUCCACCGUGCAAAAAGUGUCGGCAUUCUUGUGUAAGGAAAACCUUUAUUUACAAAUGACCACAAAAUUGUCUCCAGUUUUUAAUGCUAAAACAAUUAUCAAAUCAGGGCUGAGAAGCAAUUUUAUAUAAAAAAAAAUGUACAGUACGUUGCUUUAAUCAUUAAUAAACCCAUUAAUUUAAUUCCCCUUGACAUAAAAUUAAAAUUGUGCUUAAGAGAAAAAAAAAAUGGUAUAUUCCAAACAACCCCCUAAAUCUGAAAAUACAGCAAUAUCAUACACAAUUUCAGUAAAACAUUUCAGCAAAUAAUAAAAAAAAAA
Molecule: messenger RNA, 1929 nt
Organism: Oryzias melastigma (Indian medaka)
Lineage: Eukaryota; Metazoa; Chordata; Actinopteri; Beloniformes; Adrianichthyidae
Gene: alg12
Product: ALG12 alpha-1,6-mannosyltransferase
Exons: 9
Coding region: 42-1511 (489 amino acids)
Biological process (GO): protein N-linked glycosylation
Cellular component (GO): endoplasmic reticulum membrane
Molecular function (GO): alpha-1,6-mannosyltransferase activity
Source: RefSeq, a predicted model, not a curated record